AUGAGCAAAGAAAAGAUAGUCAUGAGUAGCAGUGCUACGCCCCUAGGCCUCAAUGACCUAUUCAGCGUCAAGGGCAAAGUCGUUCUUGUUACUGGAGGUGGAACUGGUAUCGGCAAAAUGCUCGCAGCUGGCCUCGUAGCUAACGGAGCAAAAGUCUAUAUCGCAUCACGAAAACAACAAGUCGUAGAUGAAACUGCUGCUGAACUCAACAAAUACUAUGCCAAACAAGGAGGUGUCUGCUUACCCCUGACUGCAAACCUGAACUCCAAAGCUGGUUGCGAUGAACUCGCAAACAAGAUCAAACAACGAGAAACAAAACUUGAUGCGCUGUUCAACAACUCUGGCAUUACAUGGGGUGCACCUAUGCUCGACUUCCCAGAAAAGGAAGGAUGGGAUCAAUUAUAUGCUGUCAAUGUAAAAGGCCCAUUCUUCUUGACCACCGCAUUACUUCCAUUACUGGAAAAGGCUUCCAACGGCAACUAUGAGCCAGCAACCGUAGUCAACGUGUCCAGCAUAGGCGGUAUCAUUGCAUCAUCGGCAGAAGGACGAGACGACGAUAGUGGUAUUGCAAAGGCUGGAAGUGGAACACCAUCGUAUGCAUCAUCCAAAGCCGCCGUAAACCACCUUACACGCACCUUGGCUACAUCGCUGGCUUCAAGAUAUGUCCGAGUCAAUUGCAUCGCUCCAGGCGCAUUCCCUUCCCGAAUGAUGGCCUUCGGAUUGUCAAAACCCGGUGCCAAGCAAGCCAUGGAUUCUUCGGUCCCACUAGGCCGUAUUGGCGAAACAGAAGAUAUGGCAGGACUGGCUGUCUUCUUGGCGUCAAGAGCAUCAGCUCACAUUACAGGCGCGGUAUUUACAAUUGAUGGCGGUUCGUCCAUAAUACCUUCUGGGCAGUCAAGGAUUUAA
Synchytrium microbalum is the source of this 906-nucleotide messenger RNA. RefSeq lists its product as uncharacterized. Gene Ontology annotation, molecular function: oxidoreductase activity. NCBI's taxonomy places the organism in Eukaryota, Fungi, Chytridiomycota, Chytridiomycetes, Synchytriales, Synchytriaceae. Bases 1 to 906 code for a protein of 301 amino acids. The record is from RefSeq and is a predicted model, not a curated record. The transcript has 7 exons.